Nicotiana attenuata is the source of this 1164-nucleotide messenger RNA. RefSeq names its product glutathione S-transferase DHAR3, chloroplastic. Gene Ontology annotation, biological process: protein glutathionylation; cellular oxidant detoxification; ascorbate glutathione cycle. Gene Ontology annotation, molecular function: glutathione dehydrogenase (ascorbate) activity. Bases 122 to 880 code for a protein of 252 amino acids. The transcript has 6 exons. The record is from RefSeq and is a predicted model, not a curated record. NCBI's taxonomy places the organism in Eukaryota, Viridiplantae, Streptophyta, Magnoliopsida, Solanales, Solanaceae.
CUCUAACCUACCAUUGCUAAUUGCCACACGUCCACUAAUCAAAUCACCAACACUGUCACUUCACCCACGUUGCUAAAUUUUAGGCCUACAGCCUUCCGCAGCAAAAAUAGGAGUGCGCAAAAUGUCGACAGUGAAGAUAACACCAUCGGCAGCUGCAUUUUCAACCUCUAUCAAACACUUUGCCAACAUCCAACGCCCCAAAUUUAUAGCCCCCAGAAGAGCUUUUACUAUAAUAUCAAUGGCCCCUCUUGAGAUUUGUGUCAAACAGUCAGUUACUACCCCGAACAAGCUCGGCGACUGCCCCUUUACGCAAAGGGUUUUGCUGACUUUGGAGGAAAAGAACCUUCCAUAUGACAUGAAGUAUGUUGAUUUGAGAAACAAGCCAGAAUGGUUCUUGAAGAUAAGUCCUGAAGGUAAAGUUCCACUAAUAAAGCUUGAUGAGAAAUGGGUUCCGGAUUCAGAUGUCAUCACACAGGCACUCGAGGAGAAGUUCCCUCAACCUCCGCUGACAACUCCUCCCGAGAAGGCUUCCGUUGGAUCAAAGAUCUUUCCAAAGUUUGUUGCUUUUCUGAAAAGCAAAGACCCGAGUGAUGGAACAGAGCAGGAAUUACUUGAUGAGCUGACAGCUUUCAAUGAUUACCUUAAAGAAAAUGGCCCAUUUAUAAAUGGAAAUGAGGUAUCUGCUGCGGAUCUGUCGCUUGGACCAAAACUUUACCAUUUAGAAAUAGCUUUGGGGCAUUAUAAGAAUUGGUCUGUUCCAGAUUCAUUUCCCUACGUGAAGUCGUACAUGAAGAGUAUAUUCUCCAGGGAAUCAUUCAUCAACACGCGGGCGCUGAAAGAGGAUGUAAUUGAGGGUUGGCGACCAAAAGUCAUGGGUUAGACAAAUGAUAUCAUCAUCUUUUGCACUUUUGAGGAUUAGGUUUUUGUUGCAAGGUAUAUAUAGUAAGCUAGCAUUUGAAAGUCUCUAUGACUGUUCUUUGCCAUGUAUACUUUGAUUAAAACACAUUCUCGUCCUUAUUUGACUGAAUGAUAGCAUGAAUAAUAUAAGUAACACAUACAUCCAGAUGCUCUGUUGUGUAUGCAAAAGUUGUUAUUUUGUCAGGUAAGGAAUGUUAACAGUAUAGCAUUAAUGUUGGCCACUUUGUGCAGCAUCCUUGUUAAAAA